Molecule: messenger RNA, 349 nt
Organism: Sinocyclocheilus grahami
Lineage: Eukaryota; Metazoa; Chordata; Actinopteri; Cypriniformes; Cyprinidae
Product: keratin, type I cytoskeletal 14-like
Exons: 2
Coding region: 35-334 (99 amino acids)
Cellular component (GO): cytoskeleton
Molecular function (GO): structural molecule activity
Source: RefSeq, a predicted model, not a curated record
GGCCUCUUUAAACUGGUUUUGUGAAACUCAGGACAUGAUAGCCCUGCGUGGGCAGAUGAUGGGCACCAUGACGGUGGAUGUGAAGGAGAUCGAGAGCACGGAUCUGUCUCGAGUGCUGGCUGAGAUGCGCUCCGAGUACGAGAUGGCCAUCGAGAAGAACCGCCGGGAGGCCGAGAACUGGUACACCAAACAGGUGGAGAAGAAGCAGGUGGAGGUGGAGCUGAUCACAGAGACCACCGUCAGCGGCAGCUCCGAGAUCACCAGCAACCACAAACAGAGCCUGAGUCUGCAGACGCAGCUGGACACCGUGCUGAUGGAGGUAAAAACAUGUUAAGUUAUGUCCUGUUUU